AACCACCCGACCCUAGACUUGGCAUACGACGACAUCUCCCUUUCGUGCGCUUUCUUAUCUUGGAGAAUCCGUACAACAACCAAUAUUAACCAUCGUCUCUUCCGAUAUUUCAUCUUCCGAAAAAAACAACAGUGAUCUCAGCCAUGUCAGCCUCACAACAACCAACCAGGCCUUACUUCCACAACGGCCAGGCGCUUUCAGCACCACCAGCCACGGUCCGCAUCCGCAACUUCUUCGACAACGCCUAUGUCUUUCUAGGCCUCUACGUUACCACAUUCUUCUCGUUCGAUCCUGCUGCUGCAGCUGCCGCGUCACCGUUCAAUGCCAACAACAGAACACCUGGCAAGAGACCUGGUUGGGGCUUUGGAGGUGGCAGCAGCAAUAGUCGCGGAGGCGGCCCUCCUCCCCCUGGUGGAAGGAAGGUUGGCAGAGUGGACGACGUGAGAGGUCCAGAAUGCAAAUCAUGCAAGUGACCUCGGCGCUUCCGGUUGCUUUGAUGAGGGAAACGCAUCGUCUAAUUUGUUUGUUACUUUCUCUGCUCUGGAACCCAUUGCAGGCGC
This is a messenger RNA of Aureobasidium pullulans EXF-150, 560 nucleotides long. RefSeq lists its product as uncharacterized. The transcript is spliced from 3 exons. The record is from RefSeq and is a predicted model, not a curated record. Lineage: Eukaryota; Fungi; Ascomycota; Dothideomycetes; Dothideales; Saccotheciaceae. The coding region runs from base 144 to 473 and encodes 109 amino acids.